AUGUUCAAGCUCGCAACCACCCUCACCACCGCGGCCCUCUGCGCUGUCGGUGCCCUCGCCCAAAGCUCGACUGGUCAGAGUGGUGGCUACUACUACUCCUUCUGGACUGAUGGUGCAGGUCAAGUCGACUACCAGAACGGCGAGGGCGGACGCUACACCGUGACUUGGUCCGGCGACGGCAAUUGGGUUGGCGGCAAGGGCUGGCAGACGGGCACGGACCGCGCCAUCUCGUUCUCGGGCGACUACUCGCCAAAUGGCAACUCGUAUUUGUCUGUUUAUGGCUGGACCACGAACCCGCUUGUUGAGUACUACAUCGUCGAGAACUUCGGCACCUACGACCCAUCCAGCGGUGCCAGUGAGCUCGGAACGAUCGAGUCUGAUGGCUCGACUUACCGCAUCUUGGAGACCACCCGUACGAACGCUCCUUCGAUCGAAGGCACGUCCACGUUCAAGCAAUACUGGUCCGUCCGUGAAGACAAGCGCUCUGAGGGUACCGUGACGACCGGCAACCACUUCGAGGCCUGGGCUUCGUAUGGCCUGAACCUGGGCAUGCACGACUACCAGAUCAUGGCUACCGAGGGCUACUUCUCCUCUGGAUCCGCUGAUAUCACUGUUGGAGAGGGAACGGCUGAUUCGUCGGCCGGCGAUGGUGCUUCUGCUCCUUCUGGCGUGGUCUCUGCAGUACCAUCCAACGUCGCCAUCAAUAUCCCGUCUGCGGCUCCGGCUAGCUCUGCUGCGCCAGUCUUCUCUGCACCAGCUGGAUCUGGCAUUGCUCCCGUCAGCUCGGUGCCGGCUUCAACGCCUACUGCUGGGCCUUCUGGCUGCGUCGUCCAAUACUUCCGGGCUUAA
This is a messenger RNA of Saxophila tyrrhenica, 849 nucleotides long. It is a transcript of the gene XYN11A, whose product is annotated as Endo-1,4-beta-xylanase 11A. Lineage: Eukaryota; Fungi; Ascomycota; Dothideomycetes; Mycosphaerellales; Extremaceae. The record is from RefSeq and is a predicted model, not a curated record. The transcript is spliced from 3 exons. Gene Ontology annotation, biological process: xylan catabolic process. Gene Ontology annotation, molecular function: hydrolase activity, hydrolyzing O-glycosyl compounds. The coding region runs from base 1 to 849 and encodes 282 amino acids.